Molecule: messenger RNA, 3457 nt
Organism: Setaria italica (foxtail millet)
Lineage: Eukaryota; Viridiplantae; Streptophyta; Magnoliopsida; Poales; Poaceae
Product: putative receptor-like protein kinase At3g47110
Exons: 2
Coding region: 20-3148 (1042 amino acids)
Biological process (GO): hormone-mediated signaling pathway; protein phosphorylation
Cellular component (GO): plasma membrane
Molecular function (GO): protein kinase activity; ATP binding; protein binding
Source: RefSeq, a predicted model, not a curated record
UGGAGCUGGAGCAGGAUUCAUGGCGCUGCUCUUGCUCUUGCAACUGGGCGCAUUGGCGGUGGCGGCGGCGGCAGGCACCGACCGGGACGCGCUGCUGGCGUUCAAGGCCGCCGUGACCGACCCGUCCGGCAAGCUCCGGUCGUGGAACGACACGGCGCACUUCUGCCGGUGGCCGGGCGUGACCUGCGCCGCGGGGCGCGUCACGUCGCUGGACGUGUCCGGCCACGGCCUCACCGGGACGCUGUCCCCGGCCGUCGGCGACCUGGAGCGCCUCGAGGUCCUCAACCUCACCGACAACGGCGUCUCGGGAAGGAUCCCGGCGAGCCUCGGCCGGCUCCAGCACCUCUCGUACCUCAGCCUCUGCGACAACAAGUUCGAGGGCGAGAUACCCGACGCGCUCCGCAACUGCAGCGCCCUCGCCGUCGCGUUCCUCAACAACAACCACCUCACCGGCGGCGUCCCGGGGUGGCUCGACUCGCUGCGCAACCUCACCGUCCUCUGGCUCGGCCACAACGCGCUCUCCGGCCGCAUCCCGCCGUCGCUCGGGAACAUCACCUGGAUCCGGGCGCUCCAGUUCGACCAGAACCUUCUCGAAGGCGGCAUCCCCGAGGCCCUCUCGCGCCUCCCCGACCUCCGGGUCUUCACCGUCUACCAGAACCGCCUCACCGGCGAGAUCCCGCCGGGCUUCUUCAACAUGUCGUCGCUGCAAGAAUUCUCCAUCGCCAACAACGAUUUUCACGGGCAGCUCCCCGCCGACGCCGGCGCGCGCUGGCCGGACCUCCGGUACCUCUUCCUCGGCGGGAACAACCUCAGCGGGCCGAUCCCGGCGUCGCUCGCCAUGGCGUCGAGCUUGCAGGCCCUCAGCCUCGCCAGCAACAGCUUCACCGGGCACGUGCCACCAGGGAUCGGCAGGCUCACAGCCAUGGAGUCGCUCGAGCUGUCCAACAACAAGCUCACAGCCAGCGACGCCGGCGGCUGGGAGUUCUUGGAGGGCUUAACCAACAGCAGCGGGCUUGUUGAAAUCUACCUCGACGGCAACAAUCUCGGCGGCGCGAUGCCGGGCUCCGUCGCCCGCCUCUCGCCGGAGCUCCGGACGCUGAGCCUCGGCGGCAACCGCAUAUCCGGCGUGAUACCUUCAGGCAUCGGGAACCUAGUCGGGCUGCAAACCUUGGAUCUCAGCUCGAAUCUUCUCACCGGCAUCAUCCCGGAAGGCAUUGGGAGGCUGAAGAAUCUCCAGGAAUUGCGACUGCAGGAGAACAAGCUAACCGGGCCGAUGCCAUCCUCCAUUGGCUACCUCUCGCAGCUUCUAAGCCUUGACUUGAGCAGCAACUCGCUGAACGGAUCGAUCCCUUCCAGCAUCGGCAACCUGCAGCGGCUCACACUGAUUAACCUCUCCGGCAACAAGCUCACCGGCCGCGUCCCUCGGCAACUAUUCCUCCUGCCGUCGUUGUCGUGGGCGAUGGACCUGUCGGACAACCGACUCGACGGCCGGCUCCCCCACGAGGUGGGCCAGCUCGUGCAGCUCGCAAUCAUGGCGCUCUCCGGGAACCGCUUCUCUGGCGAGGUGCCCGCCGAGCUUGGGAGCUGCCAGAGCCUGGAUUUCCUCGGUCUGGACAGGAAUCUCUUCACCGGGAGCAUCCCAUCGUCUCUGAGCAGGUUGAAGGGGCUCAGGAAGCUGAACCUGACGAGCAACGAACUGACCGGAAGCAUCCCGCCGGAGCUCAGCCAGAUGACCGGACUCCAGGAGCUGUACCUGUCACGGAACGGCUUGUCCGGCGGCAUUCCGGCAGGGUUGGAGAACGUGAGCUCCCUGAUCGAGCUCGACGUGUCUCACAACCACCUCGAGGGCCGGGUCCCAACGCUCGGCGUGUUCGCGAACACGACCGGGUUUAAGAUGACCGGCAACGGGGCGCUCUGCGGCGGCGCGGCGCCGCUCCGUCUGCCGCCUUGCCGGCGAACCAAGUCCACCCGGGUCGAUCACCUGAUCCUCAAGAUCGCGUUGCCCAUCGUUGGCUUUGCUCUCUGCUUCGCCAUGCUAUUCGCUCUGCUCCGGUGCCGCAGGAUGAGGAGGAGGUCAAGGAUUGCUUCAGACACCACGACUCGAAGCAUGCUCAAUGGCAACAAUUAUCCGAGGGUUUCUUACGCCGAACUGGCGAAAGCAACCGAAGACUUUUCCAAUGGCAACCUCAUCGGCGCCGGGAAGUACGGAUCCGUGUACCAAGGGAUCCUGCCACUGAAGACGAAGGGGAGCUUCGAGCUCCAGGAUGUCGUGGUGGCGGUGAAGGUGUUCCAUCUCCAGCAAAUCGGUGCUUCCAAGACCUUCCUGUCGGAAUGCGAGGCUCUGCGAAGGGUCAAGCACCGCAACCUGAUCAGCAUCGUCACCUGCUGCUCCAGCAUCGACGCCGAGGGUAACGAUUUCAGAGCUCUGGUGUUCGAUUUCAUGCCCAAUUACAGCCUGGACAGGUGGCUGCACCCGAGCUUGCUUGACGUCACGGAAGGGCGUGUCCUGAGCAUAAUCCAGAGGUUCAACAUCGCCGUGGACAUCGCCGACGCUCUCAAGUACCUCCACAGCUGCUGUGAACCACCGAUCAUCCACUGCGAUCUGAAGCCAGGGAACGUUCUCCUUGGUGAAGACAUGACGGCCUGCAUCGGCGACUUUGGCCUCGCCAAGCUGCUUCUUGAUCCAGAAAGCCAUGGAUUUGAAAAUACUGAAAGCACUAUCGGCAUCAGAGGCACAAUUGGCUAUGUCGCGCCAGAAUACGGCACGUCAGGGAAGGUCUCGACCUAUGGUGAUGUAUACAGCUUUGGGAUUAUGCUUCUUGAGAUUUUUGUCGGGAAAGCGCCAACCAGCGAUGCAUUCAGAGAUGGCCUGACGCUACCGGAGUUUGUAGGUGAGGCGUUCCCGGAUAAGAUAGAGCGGAUUCUUGAUCCGGCCCUGCUGCUGGAAGAGGAAUUAUUCAGUGGGGUUGUGUCAUCUUCAUCGGAGGAAAGCGAAUUGUGUGCAACAGUGUAUGAUUGCUUGGUUUCUGCCAUAAGAGUCGGGCUCAGCUGCUGUAGGAAAACGCCAUGCCAAAGAAUGGCCAUGAGUGAUGCAGCUGCAGAGCUUUGCUUGAUCAGAGACGCUUGCGCUCGUGCAUAUGGUCAGUGAGACUCAGGGAAUCCAAAUUCAGAGCUAUGGAAAUGGUCAGAUGGACAAGAAAUGUGUUCUGUACUUCUCUGAAUUAACCUUUACUGCAUACUUGUGAGGUGGGGUUUAUGUGUUCAGAACUCAAUUUUUUCUCACAAAGUCCAUCACCUUUACCCUUUUUUUGUAACACUGGCACGAAGGAUUAGGAUACCACUAACCUAAUUUGGUAUUUUGCUAUGAUUUUUCCUUUUUUACAACAGUGGCACAGUUACUGUUCUGCCUUGUAUGUAGAUAGUUAAAAGUACUGCAGACGAAAUAAUGGCACUAGCU